ACCAGCAAACAAAAUUUUGUGUAGUAUAUCAUGUGUAAAGGUAUUCUAGUUUGUGAAUGAAUGACAAAACCCUAAAGCACAGCAAUGUGAUGCGUGGAUUCGCCGGCGGCAUUGCGCGGACGAUCUCCAGGAGCAGCAGCGCGUUUUGGAUGCGUCAGGUCUUCAGCAGCAUCGCAGCUGGAUUCCCCGGCGGCAUUGCGCGGCCGAUGUGAGUCAAGACCUCUAGGAGCAGGAUCGAGCAUUUUGAUCGAGAGAUCGGAAGAGCGAGGAUUGGAUCAAGACAAUGACGGAUUUUUGGAGGGAUCAAUUGCAGUGGAGCGUGAAUCGCGUGGAAAACACGAUCAUCGAUCGCUCCUGGCGGGAUUGAUGGCUUGAAGGACCUCGAGCGUGGUAAGAGUUCAUUUGGCAGCGAUUACUUGUUCUCGCGUCUCUAGCAACAGGGAUGCUCUCCAAGCGCGAGAACGUUCGUCGCGUGACGGCCCGCGUCUCCGCUGGGAACGAUCGAUUCAAGAGCUUGGAGAGAGGGAUGGCACUACACUCUCAAGUUCUGGAGGCCGGGUAUGACUCAAAACGUGUUCGUGUCCACGGCGGUGGUGGACACGCAUGCCAAGUAUGGGAGGCUGGGCGACGCUCGGAGGGCCUUUGACAGGAUGGCUUUCCACGACACAGUGUCGUGGAAUGCCGGUAUGUGGAGCACGGGAAGAACGAGGAGGCUGUGGGGAGGUGUUUGAACAGAUGGUGGCGGAAGGGUGUACACCGAACGAGACUACUCUUCUGGCUGCUCUCGAGGCAUGCUCGGAUCUGGCCGAGCGCGAGGAAGGAAAGAAGGUUGAAGGGAAAGUGCUGAAGGUGGGCUGUUUGGCUAGAGGUGCUGCCAUCCACAGGGAAGCGGCAAGCGUUCGUUCUUCACAAACUGAGAUACCUGGAAACUGAAGCUGUCAAGUUGUGUGACAAGACAUCCGUGGCAAACACGCUGAUUGAUACCUACGCGAAAUGUGGAAGGCUGGACGAUGCUUGCAGAGUGUAUGAGAAGAUGGAGCUUCGUGACAUUGUGUCCUGGACAGUGAUGAUUUUGAGGCAAGCAAAGGGGAGUCUGCUCUGGAUUUCUUUUUCGAAAUGCGUGCUGAUACGUCGUGCAAACCAGAUGCGCGAGUUUUAGCUGCUGCUUUCGUCGCCUGUGGCAUUAUAGUGAGGCCAGACAUUGGACGUCAGAUUCAGGGAGAGAGAUACAGGCUUGGGCUUGAGAACGAUGGGACCGUAACACCAUGCCUGGUGGACUUCUAUGGAAAGUGUGGGGACAUGACUGCGGCCCAGUACAUCUUUGAUACCACGGCAAUGACAAGAGAAAUCGGUGCGUGGAAUGCGUUGAUAAUGGGAUAUAGCCACCAGGGGAAUGCAGUUCACGCAGUAGCAGUAUUUCGAAGGCUGGCGGACGAAGGCUUAUGUGCGACUGAGGCUACUCUGGUCUCGCUUCUCACGGCAUUCAGUCAUACUGGUCUUGUUGAAAAGGGGAAGAAGUGCUUUGAAGCGCUGCAAGACGCAAGCAUGGCGUUGUUCCAAGUCUUCGGCACUACACUGGCAUGAUCGAUCUGCUGGGAAGAGCCAACCAUCUAGACGAAGCCGUGAAGGUGCUGGAAAGCAUGCCUUCUCAAAGCGGACGCGGUAGCUUGGAUGACCGUUUUGGGUGCCUGCGCAAAGUGGGAGAAUGGUCAGGUGGGAAAAUUCGCAUUUGAGCCUUUUUCCGGGCUGGACAGAGACCGGGAAGUUUAAGUAGGGUUCCAAAGUGGCAACGAAUGGCAGCGUCUUCAUUCGCUUCUCUUCAUCAUGCUCUGGGCGAAAGAUCCAAAGUUGCAGCGACGUUGGGUCCUUGCUGAGAGCACUGAAGGAGUGCACCAGAACAGGAGAUAUUGAAGCUGGGAGACAGUAUCAUGAAGAUGCUGCAAAACGUGGAUUCAGUUCAAACAUUUUCGUGGCAACCACCUUGGUAGAUAUGUAUGCCAAAUGCGGGAGCAUGCCGGAUGCUCAGAAAGUCUUCGACCUCAUGCCCGUCCGCGAUGCUGUACCUUGGAACGCAUUGAUUCUCGGAUACUUCGAGAACGGGGAUAGUGCGCUGGCUCUGCGAAGCUUUUCGGCCAUGCAACGCAGCUCGAAUGCCGCCCCGAACGCUAGAACUUUCACAGCUGCUCUGAUGGCCUGCACCAAGCUCGCUGCAAGCGACGUGAGAAGCCGGGUCGAUGGCAAACUCGUAAGCCUCAAGUAUCUGGAAACAGGAAAGAUUAUACACUCUCAGGCCGUAGCAGUAGGGGUGGACUCACAACUUUACUUGGCAAGCACGCUGGUGGAUAUGUACGCCAAGUGUGGUAGCAUGGACGACUCGCGGAAAGUUUUCGAAAGGAUGCCGGUUCACAACGUCGUUUCCUGGACUUCACUGGUUCUCGGCUACGCAGAGAAUGACGAGCCCGGCGUGGCUUUGGGACUCUUCUUUCGGAUGCUCUCCUUGGGAUAUGAACCAGAUGCUCGAGCCUUCGUGGCUGCAUUGACGGCUUGUGCGAGUCUGGCAGAGAAAGAGCAAGGCAUGGAAACGGAUGGCAGGCUUUUGAAACUUGAAAGUCUCCAAAGAGGGAUGGAGCUGCAUUCUCUGGCUGUGAAGCUCAGCUGUUGGGAAAACAUCUUCGUAGCAAGCACGCUGGUGUCAGUCUACGCCAACUGCGGGAGCCUGGCGGAUGCUCGCAUGGUUUUUGACCGUGUGCCUCGUCACGAUGCGGUUCUAAGGACUGCAAUGGUUCUCGGGUAUGUAGAGAAUGACGAAAACAAGCUUGCUAUUGACCUGUUCUCGUGCAUGCAGACAGGCAAACGGUCGUCGAAUCCCGGGCUCUUCACGGCUGCACUUACGGCCUGUGCAAAUCUGGCAACAGCUGAAGCUGGGAAACAAGUCUCCGAGAGGCCUGUAAAACUCAGCUGCUUGGAAAGUGUGAUGUCUAUCCACUCACAAUCUGCAACAAGUGGAUACGACUCGGAAAUCUUCUUGGCAAACACACUGAUCGAUACUUACUCGAAGUGUGGGAGCAUGGUGGAUGCCCGUCGCGUUUUUGACAGCAUGGUACGUUAUGACAUUGUGUCCUGGACGGCGCUCAUACUUGGUUAUGCAGACAAUGGCGAGGAAUUCCUGGCAUUGGAAAACUUUUCGUGCUUAAGUUCUUCCGGCUGCUUUCCAGAUGCUCGGGCGUUUGUUGCUGUUCUCGGGGCAUGUGGAAGUGUUGUAGCAUUGGAAACAGGGAGGAGGAUCCAGGCGGAUAUCUACAGGCGAGGACUAGAAAAUUACGACGCUGUUGCGAAUGCUUUGGUGGAUUUUUAUGGUAAGUGUGGCUCCUUAUUGCUUGCGGAGCAUCUGUUUGACACCACAAGUUCUGACAAGGAUUGCGUGCAGUGGAAUGCUUUGCUGGUUGGAUAUGGCUACCAAGGAAAUGCGGGCCGAGUGUUCGAUUUGUUUGAGAUAAUGCAACGUGAAGGCGUGCCAGCAAAUGGAAUCACUUUCCUUUCCCUCUUAAACGCAUGCAGUCACGCUGGUUUAGUAGACAAGGCCAAGUCUAUCUUCGAGGAGAUGCUGCCAAGGUACGGCGUAAGUCCAAAUCCUCAGCACUAUACGUGCCUGAUUGAUCUUCUGGGACGAUCUAACCAUCUAGAUUGUGCAGUGGAGACUUUGAAGAUAAUGCCAUUUGAAGCAGAUGCUGUUACGUGGACGGCUAUCCUUGCUGCGAGCAAGAAGUGGAAGAAUAUUCAGCUCGGAAGGCUGGCUUUUGAAACGCUGCUGACAUUCGAUGCAAGUGAUGGUGCUGCUUAUGCACUGAUGGGAAAUCUUUACGGGAGUUUAGGAAGGUGGGAGGAUAAAAAGGGGGUUCUAGCCAAAAUGAGAGAAGCAGGAGCUUGGAAAGAAGCAGGACAGAGUUGGUGGAAUGACAGGGAUGGUAAAGUUCACAGGUUCAUGGCUCACGAGAGCUCACAUCCGCAAAUUAAAGAGAUCAACGCAAAGCUGAAGAAGCUGGUAGGAGAGAUGAAGGAACACGGUUAUGUUACUGACGCCGGGAGUGCUGCACACAAGUUCUCGACCGAUGAAAAGAUGGAGAGCUCACUGUGUGGACACAGCGAGAGGCUCGCUAUCGGCUGUGCUUUGAUCAAUUCGCCCCCAGGCAGUCCUAUCCGGAUCGGCAAAAACUUAAGAGUCUGUGACGACUGUCACAAUGCCACUGCAAUUAUCUCAAGGAUCGAGAAGAGGACGAUCAUUUGUAGAGACGGGGGGCGUUUCCAUACGUUCGAGGAUGGCAAGUGUUCCUGCGGUAACUUUUGGUGAUUCCAACUAGUUUUCAGCACCGUUAUAGAUGUUCGAUAUGAGGACGCAUGCAGCAGCAUUUUCACCAUCCAACUUGAGAAGGGAUUGGCAAGCGAGCUCGCCAACGGCUCCGUUCUUCCGUUUCCAACAGGCACUCAGGACCGUCAUCCAAGUUGCUUGGUCGGCUCGCUCAGGCAUCUGUCCGAGAAGCUCAAUAACUUCAUCUAAGCGGUCUGCACGACCAAGAAGAUCGAUCAUGCAGCUGUAAUGCUGUGCCUCCACAGGUGCUCCAAAUUCGUUCAUCUGGAAAAACA
This is a messenger RNA of Selaginella moellendorffii, 4641 nucleotides long. Its product is annotated as polyadenylate-binding protein RBP47B'. The transcript has 4 exons. Lineage: Eukaryota; Viridiplantae; Streptophyta; Lycopodiopsida; Selaginellales; Selaginellaceae. The coding region runs from base 1991 to 4348 and encodes 785 amino acids. The record is from RefSeq and is a predicted model, not a curated record. Gene Ontology annotation, molecular function: protein binding; mRNA binding; zinc ion binding. Gene Ontology annotation, cellular component: cytosol. Gene Ontology annotation, biological process: RNA modification.